Talaromyces stipitatus ATCC 10500 is the source of this 3504-nucleotide messenger RNA. RefSeq lists its product as uncharacterized. Bases 1 to 3504 code for a protein of 1167 amino acids. The transcript has a single exon. Lineage: Eukaryota; Fungi; Ascomycota; Eurotiomycetes; Eurotiales; Trichocomaceae. The record is from RefSeq and is a predicted model, not a curated record.
AUGUCAGACCCACGCCUGAAAUCCGAGGGGAAUACCUCAAACGAAGCGGAACCCCCAAGCUUAAGAUGGAGCGCAGCCAGUACUUUCUACAACAGCAGUCAUGAAGAUCGGGAGAAUAUACCGCCGACAUCUCCAUUUGAACCUCCAGAGCUCACGAGAUCUCCAGCUAUCCAGGACGACUUUGGCCAAUACGGUAGAGACGAUAGGAAUGAACGGAUAAUUAAACAAGAACCAAAAGGAGAUGAUAAUGGUUACGUAUACACCUUCCACCCAAACUCGUAUGUGUCUACCCCGAUUGAAAGACAACCACUCCCUUCGGUUCUGAGCGAUGAAAUCGAAUUCCAAGAUUACAUGCUUGGAAGCAUGGAUGAUAAUGGAUUGAAAAGGAGGCUCAGGAGCGACUGGUAUGGUGAAGACGCAGCUAAAUUGGAAGGCUCUACGUUUAGAUUUACUCCAGAAGACCUGAGAGAGGCAGCGGCGGCGAGACACGGAUUUGAUCAAACUUUCCAUGAGUAUAUGAUGAGUAUAGGGGCGGUAGAGGAUACGAGAGAGAGGGAAGGAGAGAGAGAAGGGGAUGGGACGUUGACAGAGAAACAGAGGGCUGAGAUUGCGGAACCGAGCAUCAUAGCUAGAUUCGCACUUGCAGAGAUGAAUGAGCGGAGAGGGUUGCUUGAGUCUUCGCUUUCGUUUUCGUCCCCUUCAUCGUCGUCGUCAUCAUCAGAAUCUUCCAGCGAAAGUAGCGAUGGGAGUUCAUCUAAUUCGAAUGAUGAUCAGGACGACACUGGUGAACCGUCAGGUGAUGGUGCAAGGCCAGAAUCAGGAUCUGAAUCGCUGUCCAAGGGUUCAAGCGACAGGGAUAAGUCGUCCAAAUCGUCGUCUAGGCCGUCUGAAAAGUUGCCAGGGUCCUCAGAUAGCGGAAACCGAGCUGAUGAUGAAGACGGUAUACCUUCGCCGGAUGGAGCCAAAAUAAUACCAAGCAUUGAGUUGCAGUCCAGCACUUCACAAAGCAGCCUGAAGAGGAAAGCAUCGGAUGGUAGGAGUGAGAUCCCCAUCCCGCAGUCUCCGAAGCAGGAAAAUAGUGAUGAAGCAGCAGAGCAACAGCUUAUGUCGCAACUUAUGCAUCAUAUCCAUCUGGAUACAACAUCAGAGCAACGGCGGCAGGAACAAGAACGGCGGCAGCGAGAGCAGCAGCAACAACAGGAGGAGCAGCGACGAAGACCAGGAUGCCUGAUUCAACCACCAGUUCUAGCGUGGGUACAAAAUAUUUUGAACCGGGAAACCGAACAACAGGGCCAACAACCACAAGGACAGCAGCAGCAGCAACAUGAAUCCCAGGCUACAACACAGGGUGGACCACCGCCCAUACCCCCGUGGUUAAUGCAGCUUCCAACACAAGAAGAGGUACGACGAACUCGGGAUGAACGGCGAGCGCAGCAACGGCAGCAACAGUAUGAAAUAUAUUUGGACGCAAUGCAGCUGCCAGGAUCACCACUACCUCCAUUUCAAGAGUACAUCGACUUCAUGGAUUCAUUGGGGCAUGCAAGGUCGCCAGAACUUACAUAUCAAGAGUACAUAAAAUACUUGGAUAUAAUGGCGGCUGAAGAAUCGCAAGAAUCUUCAUUUGAAACUACAACACACGGGAGGAGGUACCCACACGACUUGUGGCCCGAGCAGGUGAGUCCGACACCUAUUCGUCCACCCAAAAGGAAAGGCCUAUCGCUAGGCGAGGGAGGGGAUGAUGGCGCGCCGCCAAAGAGAUCACGGACAGGAGCGCUGGCACCAGUAGCAACAGGAGUGUCAGCAUUGGGCCAGGGUCUAGAACGUCCGCCAUUGAAAGAGGAAGGUGGUCAGGUACGUGAUCAGUCGAGAAGAAGAAGAAGAGGUUCGUCGUUGGAAGCCAUUAAAGAAGAGGAGGAUCAGGGUGCAUCGCCAACCAAAAGAGCACGAACAGGAGGUGAGGAACCGGGACAUCCAUCAGAACAGCAACCAAGAGAAGGAGCAGGAGAACAACCCGGACAGCAUUGGGUACAGAACGAUUUAGGUCAGAGAGAAGAACAAUGGCGACAACAUCAAGAACAACAGAGCCAACAGCAACCUGGACGACAACCAGGGCAGGCACCAGGGCAAGUGCCUGUACGUCAGCUGCUACCAUCGAUAGAGUUCCCCGAUGAACCAGAAAGUCUCCGAAGAGCGCAUGCAGAACGAGAAGGAACUGUCCAAGCAUCACCAAUAUUCACGAAUGAAAGGACGAUGGAAAUGGUCAGAGGAGUAAGUUACCAACCACCAGAUGAUCAAGGUCGUUGGAACGUACCGCGAGACCUCGCAAACCAAGCGCGGAAUACCGACGCAGCUCGAAUUUUCCGAAGGCAACAUGAAGAACAUCAAGAAACACUUGCUGGGCCUAGGAGGCAAAGUAUACGUGCGCUAUUGGAAGAAGGGGAGGAGACAGAGAUAGAAGAAUCAUCAGAAGAGAGAGAAUCUGCAAAUCGUAGUUCAUCGGAACGAAGUCUACCACAGCAGUCACGACGAGGUCGAGAUCCACGACCAGUUCCACCAACGACGGUUUGGUCAUUAGUACCAUCAAAACCACGGUUAGGAGGAGUAACAGCAGCAGCAGGAGUGCCGCCGUCAACGCCUCCAUCACAAAGGGGCCGUUUGGGAUCAUCGGUAUUUGGGUCAGAAGAAUCACGGUCAGCAGAGAAGCUAGAUUCAUCGCCACCACUAAUCUCAGGAGGCCCAAGACCUUCACCAGCUUCGGUACAAUCAGAAGGUCCAGGUCCAGGUCCUGGUCUUGUUCCCGGACCAGAUCCCGCGCCUGCUUCAGCCCAACCUCAACCAGACCCAGCUGCGACUCCAGCUACACCAGCUCCAGUUGUUGCAUACCGCGAUCCGGUUGCAAACCCAGCUUCGUCUCGAGCAGUUUCUGACCCACCAUUUGCUACUCACACUGGCGGAACACCAUCUCCUCUUCGACCAUUUUCUGCUCCACCAACAGCCCAGUACACCGAACCUGCCCAACCACCAGCUCAACCGCCUACAAGCAACCAGCCACAACGUCGUCGCAGCACACGUCAAAUAAGACAAACCUCAAUGGCAAGAGAAUCGGAAGCACAGGCUGAAUAUGGCCGUCGAAGGAGUCAAGCUAGCAGUGGUCAGAUUCAGACUGGAGGUGGUAGACGACAAACUCAGUCUCGCUCUAAAGCUGGGAAGACCAAGACUCAAACCAAUGCCGGAGUCAGGAAGCCCAAGACCCAGACCGGAGCCGGAACUAAGAAGAAUGGUGGUCAGACUCGGGCCAUACCAGCAGGUAGAAGAACAACUGGGGGAACUACGACUCGGACUCGAAGACCAAAUACGCGAACGCAAUCGAAUACUCAGCCGCCACAACCUCAGCAGCAACCGCAGCAGCAGACCCAGCAGACACAGGCAGGAGCCAGUGGAAGUCGAAAUAAAAUGAGAUCUGGGCGAAUUAGUAAGAAGCCUCAACGAUUAGGUUUUGAAUAG